AUGAAUCGCAACUAUGCCUAUGUCGUGACCGAGGAUCAGUGGAAUUUUUUGAAUCGCCAACAACGCAUACUCAUACAACCGUUCUUUCAUCUGUCUAAGAUCUGUUUCGGCACGGUCUUCAAAGCUAUACCGAUUCAACGUGAUGCCAUUUGGCUUGACACUUUCAAUCUGUUCACAUUAAUUACGCGCGAAUCGGGGCUCUGGGGUCAAUGGGAGGAGCGAGCAUUCAACGAAGCUGUGCGCUCAAAAUAUGCACAAAUACUAACCGAUACCUACCCUGUGGAGCCAUUGAAUCUAAGAUUCUUUACGAUUGCUUGGAUUGUUUUGGCUUCGGGGCUGCUGCUGAGCUUUUGCGUAUUUCUACUCGAAUAUUAUGUCGACAAGCACUUCGGUAACCAGGAGGUCGGCUAUAAUCGCUUUAUCUACGAGUAG
This is a messenger RNA of Anastrepha ludens (Mexican fruit fly), 432 nucleotides long. RefSeq lists its product as uncharacterized. The record is from RefSeq and is a predicted model, not a curated record. The coding region runs from base 1 to 432 and encodes 143 amino acids. The transcript has a single exon. NCBI's taxonomy places the organism in Eukaryota, Metazoa, Arthropoda, Insecta, Diptera, Tephritidae.